Molecule: messenger RNA, 2502 nt
Organism: Suillus plorans
Lineage: Eukaryota; Fungi; Basidiomycota; Agaricomycetes; Boletales; Suillaceae
Exons: 14
Coding region: 1-2502 (833 amino acids)
Source: RefSeq, a predicted model, not a curated record
AUGGGCCCAUGGUCCGCUGGCCCGUAUCAUACGGGAUAUUAUGCAUCAUCCCCUGUGCCCCAAUUCGAUGCCGAUGAUAUAGAAGUCCGGUAUCACCCCAACAGUGGGCGCCCUACACAAGUGUACCAUUUCGAAGAGUACGGAUGUGGCCCUGGUGCCCCAACAGUACCUCCGGAAGCUGAUCCUGAGCCCUGGUCCCCAUUUCGCACUCAUAUCGACUUUGAAGUGGCAGAACUUUCCCAUGAAGCCGCACUCACUCACGAGCAGACAGAUCGGCUCAUCAGACUUAUACAUCGUAGCAAAAACAAGUUGUUCACGCUUCGGAAUCGCAAAGACGUGCAAGACACAUGGGAUGCAGCCUCAUUCAAAUUGACUCCUUUCACGAAGGAAGAGGUGGUUGUGCCCUUCCAAGGUGUUGAUCAGACUUUUCCGUUUUUUCACUGCUCACUAUGGGACUGGGCUGUGGAUCUACUUCAAGAUCGUGAAGUUGGUCCGCAUUUUGUCUUUGAUGCCCAACAGCUUUCGAAGUUCAAUGGUGAGAAAUUUGUUUGGUUCAUUCACGAGCCUUGGACUGCCAGCGCAUUCUGGGAAUAUCAAUCGAAAAUACCACCAGACGCCAAACCACUUGCCUUUAUCCUCUAUGCAGACAAGGCCAAAUUAUCAUCAUUCGGUCGUGCGAAAGGCUAUCCUGUAGUUGCUCGGUGCACUAAUCUUCCCACCGCAAUUCGUAAUGGUGAAGGCUUGGGUGGCGGGUGUGUUGUUGGUUGGCUGCCCAUUGUAAAGGAAGACAAGAAUCAUUCUGGAAAGCCAGCCUUUGUUAACUUCAAAAACGCGGUAUGGCAUACAUCGUUUUUGAAACUGCUCACCUGUCUAGCACCACUAUCGAAGCUUGGUUCUUCCGUCAAAUGUUGGGAUGAUAUUGUCCGCCUGUUCUAUCCAAUCAUACUCAUACUCUCUGCAGACUAUGAAGAACAGGUUGUGAUGGCAUUAAUUUGUGGUCUCAUGGGAAAAUUUCCUUGCCCUAUCUGCCUCGUGCCUCGCGAGGAGCUCUCCAAGACAUCCAACGUGUAUCGGCUUCGCACAUCCACAGACGCAAAGGCAUUGCGUGCUCGAGCCCGAGAGUCUACAACAAUAGAAGCGAGAGAGCAGAUAUUGAGCUCUGAGAGCCUCCGUGAUGUUGAUAAUUCAUUUGACACCAUGGACCACACUGAUGUGCACCAUGCUCUAUCAUUUGACAAACUUCACUUUAAUGAUGAGAGACAGUUCGAUCACCUGUGGACGGAACUUCAAAAAUGGAUCGCUAGUUCUGGUCAACAAGCUGCUGUGCUGAUUGACAGUUUGCAAGUAUUUUUCUGUCUGUAUUUCGAGUCGUUUCCACGUUGGCGAAACCUGAACCACUUUGACCAGGUGGUAUCAGUAUCCUUUUCUGAUGGAACGAAAUACGAAGAUAUAUCAAAGCUCAUCGUUUUUGCAGCGCAUAAUGUAUUUAAGCAUGAUCUGGAUCCACAGGCCUAUCUCCUGCUUCGCUGUAUUUGGAGCUAUGUAGAAUUUAACACAUAUGCCUCGUUAGAGGUUCACACCAAAGACACCAUCAGGGAUGGCCGAAAUGCAUUGUCGGAGCUCACCAAAUUGAUGGAUACAUACAUCGAAGAUACAGCAGACCUCUCAGAGAAGUCAUGGAAUUUCCCCAAGAAACAUCUUUCAGCUCAUGUCUUCGACGACAUUGAGGCAAAAGGUCCGAACGAAAAGAUGCACGGCCUGCUGAAGGAUGCCUAUCAGGAUCGUAUGAACUUCAAGAAUUUCGCUGAACAGAUUCUUCGAUACAACCACGACAGCCUAAUUGCAGAAUAUAUUCGCAGCAAGAUGGACUGCCUCGACGCUGCCAAUGAGGUCGAACAGACCAACCCAACUGAUGCACAGCACUUUAGUCUUGGUUCGCGGCAGGCGAGUAAAUCAUUUGCAGACAUUGAAGCAGGUAACGCGGGCAAUCCAGCCUUUGAUCGAUUCCGGAUCAAAUUGAAUGAAUUUUUGAACCACACAUUUGCUGCCAACAAUAUACCAUUUCCCAGUGGAAGACAUGUCCAACUCGCUGCUGGUGACAUGAUUACCGAGUUUAGAUUCCUUAAAGUCGGCUAUGAGUCACUCGUUGACUGGCGAGUCUCCCUGGACUAUCUCCGAUGCAAUCCAAUGUUUCAUGGAUUGCCUCGAUAUGAUUGUGUUAUCCUGCAGACGGAAGCUGGUCCCAUCUUCGCCAAGCUGUUGUUGAUCUUUACCUGCACAGUUGGGGACAUCGAUUAUCCUAUCACACUCACUCUCCCGUAUGAUCAAGCGGUUGGUGCUCGUCCACGGAAGGACAAAGAUUUCAAAUUUUGGCGGGUCAAGGCAAAGCCCAGGGCCUCUGCUGAGGAUAGCACUAGGCCGAACGAGUUUUUGGUUGUCAAUACGAUUGACACAGACAUGUUCCUUCGAAUGAAGGAAAUUCGUACGGAGGCUGGUUAUUAG